GCCUGUACCCCUGUUCACUGCAACUGUUCUAAAUACAGAAGUUACAUGGAAAUCUGCAUAGUGUCCUCCUUGUUAUUCUCUGCUGAAGUGCUGCUUGUGAAUCAUUUGAGAUCCUGCACCAUCCUGGCCUUGAAGUAGUGUUCUGGCCGACACUCCAGGUUGAGAGCUGUGAGAAAAUACAACUAGUGCCUUACAGUCUUAAUACAAGAGAGUUAUCUCACCUACAUUAAUGGUCCUUCGAGCCGGAUAGUCACAGUCCUUACCCUAAUCAAGAUGGAUGACGAUCAGGAUUUUGAAGCUUAUGGUGCACGUCCACGACRCCAUGUUCGCCCUCCUCUCCGCUACAAAGAUUAUGAUGUUGAUCCCAAGUAUCUCAACUCUCCCAAGCAUGGAUCAGAACGGCAUAGGAUGAUUCACCAGGAGGGAUUGGCCAAGAUGACCCCCCUCACCUCCUCAUAUGCUGCUCCUUCCCUCGCAUCAUUUACUAAAGAUUCUGCCUUCCAUGAUAGAGAGAAGGGCUAUGGACUUGGGAGCCUACUACAUGAGCAAGAGGAGUCUCUAGCCUGGCAGCAACACACAGAAGAAGAACAGGAGAGGGUUUGGAGCAGGACAAAUCCUCACAGCAGUUUUUCACCUAGAAGGGGUAGUGAUACAGCCUUGAGAGCAGAACUAGAGGAACUACGACAUGAAAGGCUGCUCCUCCAGAGAUCACAACAGCAUAUGGCAUCAAACCUGGCAGAUUUACGAGCAUUACAGACAGACAUCCUACAGCUGAUGAACACUUCUCAGAAUCUCACACAGAAUCRACUCAAACAAGCAGCAGCUGCCAACCCUCCUGAGCCUGGUGACAACGAGGAUGAAGAAUGGCCACCUCCACCACCACCUUGCUUAGUGGAGGAUGAGAAAGAGCUAAACAGUCAACCUAUGUUGGGACGCUUGGAUAAAAUGAUGAGUGAGCUACAAAUUCUAAAGGAUGAAGCUCUAACAGCCAACCUGGGUAAGUCCUCUCUAAGCCCUCUAUUGCCACCUUCCUCCAGGCAUAAGCACCCUGGAUUCACCCUCCCAAACAAUGGUCCUGCACACCCAGGACCUCCACUUCAGUAUUCAUCAUCUCAUUCAGCUCCACAUGUCACAAGACUAACCUCCACACCAAAUGGUGGGCCUGUAAACCUAAACAACAUUAGUUCUCAGCCUGUUAUAUACCCACCACCUCCUCAACAUGUACAUCCUGAGUCCAGGACUACAAUGCCAACACAAGUUGGUCCACUUUAUCCAAGUCUCAGUGCAGACACCACCUACCGGGGGCCGCGACCAUCCAUACCACAUCUCUCACAUCGAGACCUUUGUGAGUUUGCCCACCUUAAGAUGGCCCUGGAGAACUUAUUACCCCCUGAGAGUACAGAGCUGUUUAAAUAUCAAGUUUUGUUGGAUCACCUAAAGCUGGAGGAUGCCAGGUUGGUAGCUGAAGCAUACCUCCACUCCCCAACACCCUUCACAGAUACUAUGAUGGCUCUCAAUGAGAAGUUUGGGCAGCCCCACCAACUAGCCCUGAAGAGGAUUGCUACCGUAAUGGACUCACCUGACAUCAGACGUGGUG
Austrofundulus limnaeus is the source of this 1597-nucleotide messenger RNA. RefSeq lists its product as uncharacterized. The record is from RefSeq and is a predicted model, not a curated record. NCBI's taxonomy places the organism in Eukaryota, Metazoa, Chordata, Actinopteri, Cyprinodontiformes, Rivulidae.